AAGUCACCUGAAUCUUGGAAUUAGCAUAUUGGGUUAGCUGCUAUAUCUUGGCUAAUUAAAGCAAAAUUUUAAUGGAAGUUGGACUUCCUUUUUGUAAAUUGAAUGCUUAUUGGUACUUGAUGUCUUAUGUCAACUGGAUUUGGCAGGCACAAUGAUCCUUUUGUGUUGGAGCUGGAUUUUGAACCUUUUAAUGCGAAUUUCCCACGGCCCAGCAGGUCUUCAUCCAUAGGAAAUGGGGUUCAGUUCCUUAACAGGCAUCUAUCGUCUAUAAUGUUCAGGAAUAAGGAUUGCUUGGAGCCGUUGGUUGAUUUUCUUCGGGCCCACAAGUAUAAAGGGCAUGUGAUGAUGUUGAAUGAUAGGAUUGGGAGUGUAUCAAGGCUUCAAUCACAAUUAUCAAAGGCUGAAGACUAUUUGCUGAAGCUUGCGCCUGAUACCCCCUUCUCGGAAUUUGCUUAUGCGUUCCAAGAGAUGGGACUAGAGAAAGGUUGGGGCGAUGCAGCUCAGCGUGUAUUGGAGAUGAUUCAUCUUCUUUUGGAUAUUCUUUUUUCCUACUUAGCGUGUUGCCAUAUUUUCGAUCUUUUCGAUAGUAGUUUGUUAAUGCCUACCUUCUUUUUCUUUCAUUGGAUGUCUCCUUUUAAAGAUAACAACUGCCUUUUAACUUCUUAUUUUCAUUUUUUGCAGGUUGUCUAUAUAUUAGUUCAGGUUCGCGCAUUAGAGAAUGAAAUGCUUUUGAGAAUAAAAAACCAAGGGUUAAAUAUUAUUCCCAGAAUUCUUGUGGUGACCAAAUUGAUACCAGAUGCAAAGGGCACUACAUGCAAUCAACGACUUGAGAGAGUCAGUGGAACGGAGCAUACACAUAUUUUGCGGGUUCCCUUUAGGACAGAAAAAGGAAUUCUUCGAAAGUGGAUAUCAAGAUUUGAUGUAUGGCCUUACUUGGAGAAAUUUGUAGAGGAUCAAAUGAUAAAGAUGCGAGCAGACACCACUCAACCUGAUUGAACUCGAACAAUGACAGAUGAGGAAAUUUGUGCAAAAGUUCUCAAAGUCAAAUCAGGCUACAUUAAGGGCUGUGGUUUUGGCUCUAGACCACCACCAUUAAGGUUCUCUCUUUCUUCGAUUAGUGAAAUGUCUGAAAAGAAUAAAGAAUUGCAAGAACAGCUUCAAGAGACCCAAGAACUUGUAGGAACUCAACAACAAAAGAUCGAUGCGCAAAAUGAGGUCAUCCAAAGAUUGGAGGAGCAAGCC
This is a messenger RNA of Asparagus officinalis (garden asparagus), 1242 nucleotides long. RefSeq names its product sucrose synthase 3-like. Lineage: Eukaryota; Viridiplantae; Streptophyta; Magnoliopsida; Asparagales; Asparagaceae. Gene Ontology annotation, biological process: sucrose metabolic process. Bases 127 to 996 code for a protein of 289 amino acids. The record is from RefSeq and is a predicted model, not a curated record. The transcript is spliced from 5 exons. Gene Ontology annotation, molecular function: sucrose synthase activity.